AUGUCAAAUAUCCAAAGCGACAGUCUCCAGGACGAUCCAUCAACUAUGUCCACAAUCCAAAGUGACAGUUUCCAGGAUGAUCCAUCAACUAUGUCCACAAUGCAAAGUGACAGUCUCCAGGAUGAUCCACCAACUAUGUCCACAAUCCAAAGUGACAGUCUCCAGGAUAAUCCAUCAACUAUGUCAAAUAUCCAAAGCGACAGUCUCCAGUAUGAUCAAACAACUAUGUCCAAUAUCCAAAACAGUCUCCAGGAUGAUUCCCCAACUAUGUCAAAUAUCCAAAGUGACAGUCUCCAGGAUGAUCCGUCAACUAUGUCAAAUAUCCAAAGUGACAGUCUCCAGGAUAAUCCAUCAACUAUGUCCAAUAUCCAAAGCGACAGUCUCCAAGACAGUCUCCAGUAUGAUCGAACAACUAUGUCCACAAUGCAAAGUGACAGUCUCCAGGAUGAUCCACCAACUAUGUCCACAAUCCAAAGCAUCAGUCUCCAGGAUGAUCCAUCAACUAUGUCAAAUAUCCAAAGCGACAAUCUCCAGGACGAUCCAUCAACUAUGUCCACAAUCCAAGCGACAGUCUCCAGGAUGAUCCAUCAACUGUCAAAAUCAACUAUGUCAAAUAUCCAAAGCGACAGUCCCCUGGAUGAUCCAUCAACUAUGUCAAAUAUCCAAAGCGACAGUCUCCAGGAUGAUCCACCAACUAUGUCCACAAUGCAAAGUGACAGUCUCCAGGAUGAUCCUCCAACUACGUCCACAAUGCAAAGUGACAGUCUCCAGGAUGAUCCAUCAACUGUCAAAUAUCCAAAGUGA
Molecule: messenger RNA, 804 nt
Organism: Mizuhopecten yessoensis (Yesso scallop)
Lineage: Eukaryota; Metazoa; Mollusca; Bivalvia; Pectinida; Pectinidae
Product: TRIO and F-actin-binding protein-like
Exons: 4
Coding region: 1-804 (267 amino acids)
Source: RefSeq, a predicted model, not a curated record